AACGGUCUGUUUUUCCUUCUCCUCUUGAGCUUGUUCGGAGGUCUCUGUAUUGUGUGGUAUAUGUAUUCGCCUCACAAACAACGAAGACGAUGCAGAUCCAUGGUGUCCUCUUCCAUUUAAAAAACGCACCAACAGCAUUAUCGUUUAUACAGCCGACCAGAGCAUCCCCUUCGAUUUGCAAAUCCGUCGAUCUCUCGGAUCGUUAUCCGUCGAUUGUCGCUGCGAGAAGGAACCGGAGGCGAACCGCAUCCAGGUGGCAAAGAUCGAGCAGAGUUGCACUCCAAUGCGUUUCGCUCAUCGCAUCGAAUCUGAAAAUGAUACCGGAACCGCUCGACUUUAUCAUCAGAGAAGGGUUUGGCGGGGGAAAUGGGGGAGGGCUCGGGUUUCUCAAGGGUCUCGGAGGUGGAGGGUUUGAUGGGUGGGGGAGAAGGCGGAGCCGGUGGCACAGUAGAUUUGGGCUUUUGGGGUUGCUGGGUGCUUGUGCCUUGGUUCUUCUGUUGGUUCUGGCAAAGGAACUAGAUACUUGUUUCGGUUUGGGGGUUGUGAAUUUUGUUCUACUGGGAUUUUUGAUCAGGGACUGGAAGGCUGAGAUUAAGGGUUGGGUUUUGGGGUUUUGUUCCUGUGCUCUAAUGGUGCUUUGCGGGUUGAGGAGAGAGGAGUUACAGAAAUGUGUUAAGAAUUUCAGGGUUCACUCUCCAAUCAUGGGGAUGAUCAAGUCGAAGAGGAGAAGAAGAGCUGUGUGAGUAGCGAGGUGGAAGCUUUUUUUUUAUUUUUAACAUUUUUGUUCUACAAUGUACAAUGAGAGAGUAUGCCUCCUUUCUCUGUUUGGUGAUGGUAAAUCAAAAUUAAAUGUUUUCAUGGAAGAACAGAAUCA
Messenger RNA from Nelumbo nucifera (sacred lotus), 874 nucleotides. NCBI's taxonomy places the organism in Eukaryota, Viridiplantae, Streptophyta, Magnoliopsida, Proteales, Nelumbonaceae. The record is from RefSeq and is a predicted model, not a curated record.